Achroia grisella is the source of this 885-nucleotide messenger RNA. Its product is annotated as ommochrome-binding protein-like. NCBI's taxonomy places the organism in Eukaryota, Metazoa, Arthropoda, Insecta, Lepidoptera, Pyralidae. The transcript is spliced from 2 exons. Bases 1 to 885 code for a protein of 294 amino acids. The record is from RefSeq and is a predicted model, not a curated record. Gene Ontology annotation, molecular function: protein binding.
AUGUUUGUUAUUUUAGUCUUCAAAAGGCUACAGUUAGACGCGAUAACAAUGAAACUAAUCCUCGCACUGUGUACUCUGGUCAUCGUGCAGGCUGGUGUUAUAAAGGAAGACGGUCCUUGCGACGGUACCAUAAUCAAUGGUAUCUACCACGAAGCUGAAGUCCUGAAAACAGAUCUGGAUAGACCAUACUUACUAGCCGUAGAUCUCAGUACUAACACACUAUACUUCAGCUAUAGUGAAUCGAAAGACGACGAUGUCUUCAAAUCUGCAAGAUUAGAUCUUAAUACAAAGCAAUAUGGUACUAUAGACGAUGUCACCAAUGGUUUCGCUCAAACAGUGGACCAGAAAACUCAUGAGGUCUAUAUAGGAGGAAAUGAUGGUAUUUACAAAUAUGAUCCAGCUUCGAAUAAGGCUGAGUUUAUUGCUGAAAGAGGAACAAAUAUUUGGACACUUUACUACAAAGAUGUGUUGUAUUUCUCAGUAUUUCCAUCGCAGUUUUUGUACACACUCUCAAAUGGUGAAUCAUCUAGAUUUUCAGAUUUGCAAGACACAAAAGUAGAUCAUUUUAUAAUUGAUAACGAUAAUAUCAUGUUCUUUACUAACGCAACAGGAUUGUACAGUCAAGAGAAAGGUACAAAUAAUGCCAUUUUAUAUGAAGGGUUGCCAGAGAAUGGAGCUAGAGGUAUAACAACAGAUGUAGACGGCAAUGUUCAUGUUUGUUAUCAGGAAGGCAUAUUUAAAGUGAACAAAGAAACAUCCAGCUUAGAGAAACUUGUGGGUUUGGAUGAUUCAUUCGGAGUGGCGUUUGACAGUGACAAUAACAUUAUAUAUGCGGACGCAACGAGAGUGGUGCGACUGAAACCUAACAAAAAUAAAACUUGUUAA